AUGACCGUCAGAUACAAUGAAACUGCGGCAAGUGGCUUUGCUGAGACUGCCUUCAGCCAGUUCCCCCCCCUACUGCAUGAUUUGUACAUUCCCAGCCCAACCGAACGCAUCGUCCUUGACUCUUUGCACUUGGAUGUGCCCACCACUGAGCAGCUCGGCUAUUUUCUCCACCUCGCUUGGGCGCUAGUUCUCGCCAGUCAUACCGACUCUGGCGAAGUCCUAUUUGGCACCGCUCACCAUGGACGGUCUACUGAUGACGGAGACCAGGCGAUCAUGCCUUUUCAUUUCAAGAUGCAGCCUGACGCGACGGUGGGGGAGGGCAUGGCCGCCAUCGCUGGCUACCAUCAUCAAAUCAGCAAGUUUGAACAUCUGGGACUGGAAAAGUAUUGCACCAAGGGUCUAGACUAUGUUGUGCUAGGCCAGUUUCGCAACUUGCUGGUCAUGAGUGAGGGGCAGGCACACAUCGAUGCUCCAUCCUACACGCAGAAGUACCCUCUCACGGUUUUCUGUGCGUUUCAAAACUCGCAGUCAGUAAAUAUAUGUGCCGACUUCGAUCCCGCAGUGCUGCAGCCGGACAUGGUCAGGAUCAUGCUUAUUCAGUUAACUGACAUUCUGACCGCAUCCAUCGCGGAUCAGGGGUCCCGCGUUCAAAGCCUCCAAGGAAUCGGCGCACAAGGAUGGAAGCAGCUGCUCCAAUGGAACCACGCAGGAGAGUACGCGGACACGAGUAGGGUCCGUGGGGACCAUCUAAUCGAAGGGCGAUUGAAGAAAGACCUCACCGCGACAGCCGUUUGUACCUCGGAUGGCACCUUGACAUAUGAAGAGCUCGAUCAAUGGGCCUCCCAGGUUUCUCAGCGGCUAGUCAAUACCGGAGUCACACCUGGAAAGUUUGUUGGUAUUCUUACGCCAAAGUCUGUUGCGGCAACAGUCAGCAUGGUCGCAGCGAUGAAGGCUGGAGGGGCCUUUGUGUUUCUGCCCCCUUCUUUUCCCACUUUUCGCCUACAGACCAUGUGCCAAAAAACCCCAGUACAUGUGAUUCUCUCAAACUCAGCAGCUCUGCCCUUGGCCCAAGAGUUGGGCCCUCCUGUGCUAGAAAUCCACGAUGACAUAGGGAAAAAAGGUGUGGACUCUGUCGGACCGAGCAAGGUUGAUCCAACCCCUACUGAGCCUCACCAUCCCCUGUACGCCAUCUUUACCUCUGGGUCGACCGGGGAGCCCAAGGGAGUUGUGGUUAAUCGUGGAUCCUAUGGAUCUGGAAUCCAGGCAUUUUGCGGGCGAACUGGGCUGGAACAGAAAACUCGUGUUUUCCAAGGAGCGUCGUAUGCGUUCGUUAUAAGCAUCAUAGAGCAGCUAAAUGCAUUAGCAAUGGGUGCAUGCAUCUGCAUUCCCACGGAAUAUCAGCUACAGAACGAGCUUGAGUUAACUAUGUGCAGUCUGGGCGCGAGCUUUUGCUUCUUGACGCCGUCAUUGACCCGAACUCUGGACCCUCAGAGACUUCCUAAUCUCAAGACCCUUCUAUUGACUGGCGAGCCCGUCAAGGACGAAGAUGUGAAGAAGUGGACGGGCCACGUUGCACUACACUCUGUCUACGGCAUGUCGGAGCUUGCUGGCAGUGUUCUAGUCAAAGAACUUACGGGACUGCCUCCUUCCAGCCAUAGCCUCGGAUAUAUCACGAAUGGCGCCUGCUGGGUUGUGAACCCCGAUGACUACACUCAGCUGAGACCGAUUGGUAUGGAAGGAGAGCUUCUCAUCGAGAGCUCGACAAUAGCUACAGAAUACCUCAACAACGGCGAGCAGACGGCAGCAACGUUCGUGGAGCCGCCAAAGUGGCUUCAGGAGAUCCGUCCUAGCGAUGAUCCGGCUCGAUGUCUGAGGACGGGCGAUCUGGUGCGGUACCACGACCUCACUGGAUCAAUCCAAUUUCUGGGGCGGAAGGGCAGGCAGACCAAAGUCCGUGGUCAGCGGGUCGAACUAGGAGAAGUGGAAUCCACCCUCCUCUCCCACCUCCCAGCAGCAAAGCUUGUCGUCGUUGAUGUCCUCGUCUCGGCCGCCGGUAAGGAAGAGCCUCCCACCCUGGUGGCAUUCAUCCAUGACCCCUCUCUCCAUGAAGUCACUGGUGCCCCAAUGUCCAACGAUGAGACAAUAUUGGCCUCGUCAACAGUCGCAUAUCGUGCUCAGGUGCAACGCGCGACUUCCGAGCUGCGCAAGGUCCUUCCAUCUUAUAUGAUCCCCAGCAGUAUUCUCCCAAUUCGCUUCGUUCCCAGAACGGUCACCGGAAAGGUUUCUCGAAAGGACAUGGUCGAGUCUGCAUCCAGACUGAGUUUGACAGAGAUCCUGAACUACAAUGAGGACCAAGCUCCGUAUCGAGCCCCCAGCACCCCGAAAGAACAAAUCCUGCAGUCGGUCUGUGAGGAGCUACUGCGACUCCCCGCGAAGAGCGUCAGCCUCGACGAUAACUUUUUCCAUGUUGGCGGAGAUUCGUUGACAGCACGCCGGUUGUCUAGUAUGGCCCACGCACAAGGACUGGUCUUCAGCGUUGCAGAAGUGUUCGAAGAGGCUACUUUAUCAUCUUUGGCACGCGUAAGCCGCCUGUCCACUGCUUCAGCUGGCCCUGAUCCGCGCACCUCUUCUGUCCUGGAGACAGAUCCCUUUGAGACGAUUCGGGUGGAAUUCCUCAACGACCUCCCUCCCUCUCUAACGGCAGAUAAUAUCGAAGCGGUGUGGCCCACUGGCGAGACUCAAAGCAUGUUUCUCAGUCAUAAUUUAAUCGAACAGUACCCUUUCAGGAUCGAAGGUGAAUUGGACAAGGAUCAGCUUCGCCGGGGGUGUCAAUCUUUCAUUGACCGCUUUUCUGUAUUCCGAUCCAUUUUUGUCCCCUUCCACGGCGAGAUGCUGCAGGUAACGCUACGUCAUGUCGAAACUCCAUAUACGGAGCUCCAGGCACCAGAAGGAGAAGACCUGAUGGCUUGGGUAGACUCUUACGCCAAGGGAUCCGAGGCGACCAAGCCCCCGACGGAUCGGCCUAUGUUGAAAUUCACCCUUGCCCAGGGUGGUCCUCACGAAUAUGUCUUUCUGCUACGUCUAUCUCAUGCCCAGUAUGAUGGUGGUUGCUUCAGGCAGAUCUCAGUGGCGCUGAGUGCUGAUUUCAAGAACCAAGCAGGCGCCGUGGCAUGUCCUUUCUCUACGUACGUGCGGGAAUGUGCUCGCCUACGUACGCCAGAGGCCUUCACCUUCUGGCGGGACCUGUUGGCUGGAGCUCAAAUUACCCGACUCCCGCGCAUUUCAGAGGGAGAAGAUAUCCCUGUUAUCAAUAUGGGUGAGUGCUCCCCUGCCUCACCUCCAACAGGAAUCACAAUGGCCACGGCAAUCAAGGCUGCGUGGGCGUAUGUCCUAUGGCAGAAGACCGGCCACUCAGAUGUCUUGUUUGGUCAAAUGGGAAACUGCCGGGGUAUCGAGCUUCCCGGGGCUGAGGAUACCAUUGGGAUGUGCUUAAACACUACGCCUGUGCGCGUUAGAUUCAAGGCAGUGGAGACUGUUCGGGACCUCUUCCGGGCCAUCCAGGGCCAGCAUGCACGGUCGCUAGCGUUCGAGACAAUUGAAUGGACUGAUAUGGUGGCCAACAGCACUGAGUGGUCCCAAGAGACGGAGCUGGACUCGGUGGUCCUCCACGAGAACAUUCCCAACAUUCCUGCGCUCCAGCUGCCAGGUGAUGUUCAAGCGAAGAUGGGAACCCCGGUCUUCACCACGCCUGCUUACCGAUCUCAUAUGCUUCUGACUUGGCCGGGAAGUCAGAAGCUGACUAUAAUGUUAAUGGGGAGGCAGAAUGUGUUGGACAAGGAGUUUGCUGAUAUCUUGGUGAAGGAUUUCGGCACGACGCUAGUGAAGUUUUUGGAUUCCCCCAAUGUCCCCUUACGUUCUCUUGAGCCCAUUUUUUAA
Messenger RNA from Aspergillus tanneri, 3936 nucleotides. It is a transcript of the gene nrps6, whose product is annotated as putative nonribosomal peptide synthase. The transcript has a single exon. Lineage: Eukaryota; Fungi; Ascomycota; Eurotiomycetes; Eurotiales; Aspergillaceae. The record is from RefSeq and is a predicted model, not a curated record. Gene Ontology annotation, cellular component: cytoplasm. Gene Ontology annotation, molecular function: phosphopantetheine binding; catalytic activity. The coding region runs from base 1 to 3936 and encodes 1311 amino acids. Gene Ontology annotation, biological process: amino acid activation for nonribosomal peptide biosynthetic process; secondary metabolite biosynthetic process.